GUAUUAGUCAACACUAGAUAUAGUGAAAAUAUUGCUUGCAAAUUUCCCUUUGAAGUCGAGAGAAUUGUUUUGCUCAAAAGUCUAUGGAAAACCGGGAACGCGCAAACAACAUUAGGGUAGCAUACGCGCGCGUGUGAAAAUAACACAUAUAUAUACACAUAUGAACCCCAACCAACCAAACACAUGGAAGCUUAUCAACAGUCUGCGAAAGUAAACAUCAAAACAACAUAGACGCAUAGACGUUUUUUACUGAGAGAGCGAAGGUGCAGCGACGGCCGCUGUGUUUCAUAAAUAGCAAAAGCCUUUUUAUUGUGUUAAUUUGUUAAGUGUGGCGUCACUUUCUAAACAAUUUUGUUUAUUUUCUGUUGUGUAUGUGCACUGUCGAAGUGUUUAACAAUAUUAAUAUAACUUUAACAAUGCUAAAACAAUAUCUUCUAUAAUUCGGCUCUUUGCGUCUCGUGAGUGUGCGCUGCUCUGUAUAAAUUCCUGUGUGUGUGUGCCCCGCUUUCGGUUCUCUGUUUGUCUCAGCAUCCUGCGAACAAGCUUACGUUUAAAAGCAAUGCGAAAGCAGUAACAAUCAAAAGGAAAAUCGUUCACUGUCAACAAUCUCCGAAUUUUUAAUUUUAUCACUAAAUGGAUUGCCGACAGUGCUGAAACUGAGCUAUCCUACAUAAGCAAAAAAAAAACAACAAACAUUGCAGUGGUUGGACAAGCAUUUCAUGGCAGGCUCCAUCUAGAGCAUUCGUCACCCAAAUGAUAUAGCCCAUAGAAACCCACACCAGCACAACACGACGAACUCUACGUUCAAGCGCGUUAUACAGUGAUUAUCCCCUAGUAAUUUUAAUGUAUGUGUGUGCAGUGAAAAUUCCGAUUAGCAAUUCAGGUGACACUGCAGCAUUCAUCGUACAUCAUCAGCAACAACAAAUCUAAAACAAUUAAAAGAAAAGAAAGAACGAAAUCAACGCAUCAAAAUGACUACAGAUUUUUUAUUUCCUAAAAUUGCGGAUUGCUCCUAUGUGUCCUGUUACUGCGAGGAGAACGUUUGGAAGCUAUGUGAACAGGUUAAACGCACUCGUCCUGAGGAGUUGAGCAAAUGCUAUGCAGUAUUUGUGUCGAAUGAGGGACGAACUGUACCGCUCUGGCGCCAAAAAGCCGGACGUGGCGACGAUCAAGUUGUGAUAUGGGACUAUCAUGUAUUCUUUAUGCACAAUCCCUUGCCAAACCGCUGUUUGGUAUUCGAUUUGGAUACCACACUACCAUUUCCCACAUAUUUUCAUAAAUACGUUACUGAGACUUUCCGGUCCGAUCUCGCACUGCGACCGGAGCAUCACAGAUUUUUCAGAGUCAUUCCCGCAGAUACAUAUCUAAUUGAGUUCUCAUCGGAUCGUCGACACAUGCGACGACCAGAUGGUAGCUGGAUUAAACCACCACCUUCAUAUCCACCCAUUCUUUCGAACACUAACAUGCAUUGUUUGGGUGACUUCAUAUGCAUGAGCGCUGGUAAAGGACCAGGCGCCGUCUACAGCCUCUCCGAGUUCGUGCAAAACUUUUAUAAAUCGCCGCAUGUUGGCGUGCAGCAGAACAAGUAAAUUAUCAAUAAACACUUAUAUACAUAUACUGAUAUCAGCUUGAAAAAAUCAUAACUAUUUUAGAAAGUUUGUGUUCUUGUCAAACUCGAUGGCACAAACGAUAUGCAUUGAAUCAUAAAACAGUUAAUUAAAAAUUGCAUAUAUAUUAUAUAUACUUAUAUAUAUAUAUAACAUAUAUAUAUAUAUAUAUAAUAUAAUGUAUUUUUAUAAUCAGGUUAAUAUUAAAUAUGAGAAAAAUCUGUAAGUAAAAAAUAUUAACUCUUCCGAGUCCUUCAACACCAUCUGUAAUCAAACUAAAUUUUACAAUGAUUAUAUAAUGUUUUUACAUUUUUAAUUCUAUCUAUGUACAUUCAAAGUGGCGAGAAAAAACUUAGAGCUGAGAGUUUAAUUCGUUUUUUUUUUUUAUGACUUUCUACCAACAUAAUUAAAAUAUAAAAUUAAAUAUAAAACGCACCAAUUACGAUUAAAAUUUAAAUAUAAACAUAAAUGUUCACUCAUAUUCCAAUGAAAAAUGCAUAUACCCACUAACUUACUCUUUAUACAUCAGAAAUCAAAUUCGCCUAAUCUAAAAGUAAAAACAUAAGGCAUUGGUCAACCUAUGUAUUACUUACUAAUUAAAUUCAAUGGUAACUUGUUUUAUUUUGGUACAAAUGGUACACAAAAUUUUAUUUUAAAUUAUGCAACAACAAAACCCAUCUUAACUAGUUUUUGUACUGUUGGUACGCCACGGACCCAUGACAGCUAAAUCAUUAAUCCGCGAUACCUUAAUGUAUAAUUUCCUUAGUCAUUUUUGAUAUACUAUAUUAUAAUUACGUAUUGCAUACUAAUUUAAUAUUUGUGACACGCAAAGACUGAUUCAAUAUACGCUCUACGGUACUAGUAAAAGGUAGGCAGAGCCACCCUAAUUACAACGCAAACACCCAGUAGUGGUAAAUUCACAUCAUCAAAUUGGCAAAUUCAAAAUUAAUUUGUUUCGUUUUAUUACUCUUUAAAUAAUAACUUCCAAAUCUCUGCUUAAAAAGCUUUACCUUUAAACUGUUACUUUUAAUAAGUUGACGAUAUUCGUACUUUUAUUACAAAGUAAUUUUUACUCAAUUUUGUAAGACUCAACAUAAACCAAUAAAAAUUAAUUAAUAAACAACUUAUAUAUAAAUGUUAAUGUAUAAUUCUUACAUUAAAUGCUGUGCAAAGUCUCAAAGUUAAACCUACACUUUUAAUUAUAUAACUUAUAACAAUAUAUUUAUAAACAAAACUAUUAAAUGUUUAAAACGUCACUUGACGCUGGCAAAACUUUAUUUACAUAUGCUAUGUAUAAGUAACAGGCAAUGUUUGACACUCUGCUUAACUUGCUCAUCACUCUCCUUCUCUAAUUAAAAGAUGCAAUCUUGUACAGCUUCUUUAUUUUUAAACAAAAUAAAAGCACAACAAAUUUUGAAAAAAUAAAUAUAUUCGUGAAUACUAUAAAUAAAUGCUUGUAUGGAUUAAGCAAAUUUGUAAAGCUUUUUCUCUUCCCGGUUUUUAAAUCCUACAUAAUGUAAAUUACAUACAUGAAAUAUAAUAUUGGGCAAAUAUUAUGUUAACAUUGUUAUGAAAUAUUAUAAAUGUAUUCAUACCAUAAGCAAAUAAUAUUAAA
This is a messenger RNA of Drosophila montana, 3222 nucleotides long. RefSeq names its product tungus (gene tun). Gene Ontology annotation, molecular function: protein-N-terminal glutamine amidohydrolase activity; protein-N-terminal asparagine amidohydrolase activity. The record is from RefSeq and is a predicted model, not a curated record. Gene Ontology annotation, cellular component: cytosol; nucleus. The transcript has 5 exons. Bases 972 to 1589 code for a protein of 205 amino acids. Lineage: Eukaryota; Metazoa; Arthropoda; Insecta; Diptera; Drosophilidae.